Messenger RNA from Trichogramma pretiosum, 2594 nucleotides. It is a transcript of the gene Nup44A, whose product is annotated as nucleoporin SEH1-A. Gene Ontology annotation, molecular function: protein binding; structural molecule activity. Gene Ontology annotation, biological process: positive regulation of TORC1 signaling; cellular response to amino acid starvation. Lineage: Eukaryota; Metazoa; Arthropoda; Insecta; Hymenoptera; Trichogrammatidae. Bases 736 to 1989 code for a protein of 417 amino acids. Gene Ontology annotation, cellular component: nuclear pore outer ring; Seh1-associated complex. The record is from RefSeq and is a predicted model, not a curated record. The transcript is spliced from 6 exons.
UGAUGUAAACUUUUUCAAAGUUCAAAAAAUUAGUUUCGCUCGAUAUUUUUUUCUUCAAAUUACAAUGAAAAAUAGAACAAUGGGAUAUUUUUGAGUGAAAAUUCGAUGCGCGCAUCGGGCUAUACAAAGUUGGAUCGUUCGAAAAAUGCGAGCGAAGAGCAGAACAGCCGUGUGUUGCUGAAUGUACGGCGGUCUACGUAACGAAAACAUUCGUCCACAUUGACGCCACAUGCUUUUGGUAUGUAUCGUACGCAAUGACUGCGAUGCGAGAAUGUGUUGUCGUGUGCCGUCGCGCCAAGCCGAGCGCCGUGUUGUCGUCGUUGCGCGCCAUUUUCGUUUCCACGAAUGCGCGCAUCGCGAAUCUCCGACCCUCGCAGUUAUAUUAUCGCCAAAAUUGAGACACGGCGUCGGAUCUCUUCCAGUACUGCCAAAUAACCAGUGUGUCUGUGCGCCUGCUCGGCCACUUUGUAUAUGUACAUCGUUGAAUAGUGCUCUGCUUGUGUGUCUGUGUGUUUCGCAUCCUAACGUUUAUACAUUUUCUAACCUGCGCAUAUAAACAUAUAUAAGCCGUAGUACGCACGAGAGCUGCCGUACUAUCUGUCUCAAUCACGCGACGCGGCGUAAUAAACACAACACACACCCGCGCAGCACCACAAGCGUUCAUUCGUAUUUACGUGUAAUUUACGUCUGUUUUUUCUCUUGUCCAACGAAAACAAAAACAAUUCCCCGGCAAACAUGUUUGAGGCUCACAGUAUCAAUGCAGAACACAAGGAUCUUAUACACGAUAUUGCCUAUGAUUUUUACGGCCAGCGCAUGGCCACAUGUUCCAGCGAUCAGUUCGUCAAGGUGUGGGACGAAGAUGAGCAUGAAAAUUGGCACUUGACCGCAUCGUGGAAAGCGCACAGUGGUUCUGUGUGGAAAGUUACUUGGGCUCAUCCCGAGUUCGGACAAGUACUGGCUACUUGCUCUUUUGAUCGCACGGCUGCAGUGUGGGAAGAAAUAGUUGGAGAAGGUUCAGGUCCAGGUGAACGAGGCAUGAGACACUGGAUAAGGAGAACUAAUUUAGUUGACUCAAGAACUUCUGUGACCGAUGUUAAAUUUGCUCCAAAGACGCUGGGACUCUUAUUAGCAACUUGCAGUUCAGAUGGUGUGAUAAGGAUAUAUGAGGCACCAGAUGCCAUGAAUUUGAGCCAAUGGACUUUACAACAUGAUAUUACAUGCAAAUUGCCAUGUAGUUGUUUAGCAUGGAAUCCAUCACUUUCAAGGCUUCAUCCUCCAAUGAUAGCAGUUGGUAGUGACGAUGCAAGUCCUUCUAAUGGUGGAAAAGUGUUUAUUUACGAGUACAGUGAAAACGCCAGACGUUGGACUAAGACUGAUACGAUAGCUAGCAUUAACGAAGCUGUACAUGACAUUGCAUUUGCACCAAAUCUUGGUAGAAGUUACCAUACACUUGCUGUAGCAACCAAGGAUGUACGAAUAAUUUCGGUCAAACCAUUACCAGAUUCUGCAGCAAAUGGACAGGCAAGAUUUGAGAUUUCUACAUUAGCACAAUUUGAUGACCAUUAUUGUACAGUAUGGAGAGUUUGCUGGAACAUAAUGGGAACAAUCUUAGCAAGUUCUGGUGAUGAUGGCUGUGUACGAUUAUGGAAAGAUAACUAUAUAAAUAAUUGGAAAUGUGUAGCUGUGCUCAAAGGUGAUGGAACUUCUGCACAAAGUAGCGAUAAUGCGACGUCAGCAACUCAAAAUUCAAAUCAUACCGCUGUUCAGCCAGCACUGUCAACCACAAGAUAUCAGAGAAUUGUCCCCACCAUAAGCAUGAUGGCGGAAAUAGACAAAGUAAUACAAGCCCCUUUAAGUAUGAAUUCUAAAAAAUAUCAAACAUCUAGCAUAAGAGGUCGUUCUAACAAGUGGGUAAUGCCAGGAAUACCGAGUGAAGCUUACUUCGAGCCUCCGCCUCCAAAUAUAGCAAAAUCAAAAAAUAAAAAGUAAAUUCUUGAGAUCAAUUUGAAAAAUUUCUCGAAUGGCUUGAAAACUCAAUUAUAUAAUUAUUCGAAUUAUUUUUUGGCUCGUACUCGAUUGUUAUUUUGUGGUGUUUAUACUUUAUUAUUAUUCGUGUCAUAAUCGUACGUGUUUUCUCGCUUCUGCGAGAUAUUAUACUUGAAAUGUCAUCGCGAUUACUAAUGAGCAAAUACGAAUACAUAUUAUAUACCAGUAUUUCUGUAUGUUUAGUUUUAAGUGGCAUUAGGUUGAAGUUCCUAAUUUCAUAGUUAUAUUUAAAAGCAUUAAUAGUUGUUGCGACGUGCCUUUGUGAAGUCUGUAUGUGUAUACUAUAUUAUUAUACAUGUAUACAUGCAUAUUAUGUGUUCGGUAUUUUAUAAGAUUAAAGACUGAUAGCUAAUGCGAAUUGUAACUAUAACUGCACGGAAAAAAGAUGCUUGUCGACUAUGAUCUAAUAUUUUUCACGUUUUACUCUCAGAAUAAUUUACUUCGAUAUUCCUCGAAAUAAUACAUGUUGAGAGAUAGAUCAGUUGUGAGUUUAACAUACUGCAAAACAUCAGACUGAAUUAAUUUCAAUAAAUUAUAACAAUUAAGCA